This is a messenger RNA of Schistosoma turkestanicum, 1086 nucleotides long. The record is from the annotation of a GenBank genome assembly. NCBI's taxonomy places the organism in Eukaryota, Metazoa, Platyhelminthes, Trematoda, Strigeidida, Schistosomatidae.
AUGUCGUUUUCUCAACGCCUAUUUUCGUUCGCAAAGAAUUUGAAACCACAGCUAUGUAGUCGGUCGUUUAAGACAUCUAGCUCAACGUUUUCUGCAAAAAUGACUGUUAGGGACGCUCUUAAUUCUGCUAUGCGAGAAGAACUGGAACGAGAUAAAGAUGUUAUUAUUUUAGGAGAGGAAGUUGCUGAAUACGAUGGUGCCUAUAAAGUCACCAAAGGUCUUUGGAAAACGUUUGGCGAUAGCCGUGUCAAGGAUACACCGAUAACAGAGAUGGGUUUUGCUGGGAUCGCCGUUGGGGCAGCUAUGGCUGGUCUUAAACCCAUAUGUGAAUUUAUGACAUUUAAUUUCGCUAUGCAGGCCAUAGACCAAAUAAUCAAUUCUGCUGCGAAAUCAGCGUACAUGUCCGCUGGAUUAGUGUCAGUCCCAGUUGUUUUCAGAGGACCAAAUGGAUGUUCGGCUGGGGUUGCUGCCCAGCAUAGUCAGGAUUACGGUGCAUGGUACGCUAGUUGUCCUGGCCUUAAAGUUCUCACUCCUUACAAUUGUGAGGACGCUCGAGGCCUUCUAAAAUCCGCUAUUCGCGAUCCAGAUCCAGUGGUUUUUUUGGAGAGCGAAUUAUUAUAUGGACAAUCAUUUGACGUUUCAGACGAAGCAUUAUCUUCAGACUUUUUGAUUCCUGUUGGUGAAGCUAAAAUUGAAAGAGAAGGGAAAGACGUUACUCUCGUUAGUUACAGUUUAGGUGUGGGUACAUGCCUUGCUGCUGCUGAAGAAUUAUCAAAACUAGGUAUCAGUGCUGAGGUAAUCAAUUUACGCUCGUUGAGGCCAAUGGAUGAACAAAAAAUAUUUAAUUCCGUUAAAAAAACACAUCAUUUAGUUACUGUAGAAAAUGGUUGGCCUGUUUGUGGUAUUGGUGCUGAAAUAUGUGCUCGUGUCAUGGAGACGGAUACCUUCCACUACUUAGAUGCUCCAGUUUUACGAGUGACUGGCGCAGACGUCCCUAUGCCAUAUGCCAUUAAUUUGGAGCGUGCUUCUUAUCCUGAUACGCAUAAUAUCGUAACUACUGUGAAGAUGGUUAAGAAUAUUCAGUAA